GAUGGUCAGACUGAAAGGUUGGUUACCAUCUCGUCUGCAAGAGCGAUAUCGCCCAGGCCAUGUGGUCGACACAGCAGUCGUGCUUCCUCGCCUGCGUUGUCCAUUCGGCGAUCAGGAUCUGCGUAGCCUUCAUUCAUGACCCAAUUAACCAUCAACCUAAUUCAAUUCUUCAGAGUCAAUACGAAUCUCUGGCAAGCCUUCAAAAAUACAAACCCGCUGUUAGGCAAUCCGAUGUGCCUGGGUAUCUCCCGAACAGCUCAACACUCGUGCCUGAAAUAGCCUUGAAUAACUCGCGUCUUCUUCCCCUGCUGAGGUCUGAAUCGGGAAGCGAUAUUCUGGAGUUGCCUGAGGAAUGGAUUAUUUCGAACCGCCUAAUCAUACCAUUCGUUGUAAAUAAUUUAACACGUGCUGAUAUUACCGGCCAGGACAUCGUCUUAGGAGCAAUGAUGGAGAUUCUGCAUGUUUUCGAGUACCUCAACAGAAUGGGCCGUUGUUGGUUGUCUGCGGGCAGAGAGUUGAAUGCAAUAAUCAAUGAAGCAAUUCCAUCUUUAUUUACAAGAACAAUGCCUCAAAAGAAGCAACGAAUAAUGUCUUGGUCUUUAAGCCGGGUGCAAAACGCAUUUCUUCAAGGAUCAAGCAUGUUACAUCACUGUCCCAAUUCAUUUAUAUACAACAAAAAAGUUGAGAACGAAAUGAUGAAUGUUGUAUCGUGCAUGAAUCCAAAGCUCGUAAAAUUUUUUGGAGAAAACAUUCAGUUGCUGAAGACACUUUUAGCAAAUUUUCUAACAGCCUCUCAGAAAAAUGGAAAUUUGCUUGUGGAUUUUAUUUGCAAUGAGCAAUUAUCAUUGAAAAAUUCAGCUUUUGACGUCUGCGCUCAUCUUUUGCAAAAAACCCUAUCGUUUAUAAACUUCUCUUCCAAGAACCAGUCGAGCUUUCUGCACCGAAGGAGCACUAGAGCUGCGAAGCGAAAAGAACGCUGGCCUGUAAAGUUCUCAAAGAGCCAUCAAUCAUCAAGUUUUAUAGCAAGCCCUGAAGUCUCAAGAAAUGAUUACUACGAAAAUGAACCGCCCCUAAGUAUCAUUAUUGAGCCUACUGAUGGACAUCGCAAAGGCAAGGUACCGAAGUUGUUGGUGGCGCUCGUUGUCGGCACGUACGGCGUGCUCUCGUUACUGCUCUUGAGGUUGCUGCUCCAAAUUCUGCUACCCGUGAGUGUUGGACCUCCUGGGGCAUCUGGGGACAAAGGCAUGAUAGGAAAUAAGGGUAUAAAAGGCGACAAGGGCAUUAAGGGAGAUAAAGGAAUGAAAGGCAUCAAAGGAGAAAAAGGGAACAAGGGUUUGAAGGGCAUUUCUGGGCCGAUGGGACUACAAGGAUCAACAGGAGGACCGGGACCCGAGGGAGCUCAGGGCCCAGGUGGAGACCCUGGGAUGCCUGGAGACAUUGGGGAUAAUGGAGACCCAGGAAUGCCGGGUGACCCUGGUAUGCCGGGACCCAACGGAGACGAUGGAGACGAUGGUAUGAAAGGUGACAAAAAUUGUCCUGGUAAAGGAAACAGCUGCCGGCGCUUGAAGAGGAGACACGCCAGAGAUUCAACUGUUGAGCUGCAAGAUGCACCGCAGCUGCUAGCAUUCCUCUACUCCAAAAUAAACCAAAAAUCUGCGACUUUGACAAGAGAGGUCGACAGUAAAUGCGAUGCCGUGAGUGCGGUCAACGAAUUAUGGCAUCAGUUCGAAGACCCUACAGGCUGCGUCAAGUGCUCGCUCUUCGAGUUCUUCAUAUCAUCAAAAUAUGACGCAACUGAUUCUCUUAUUGUGGCGAACUUGGCUCACGUGCUGGGAGUGCAGGAGUCGCACCAGCUGCACGCGGCCACCUGGGAGGCGCGCGGCAGCAACCAGAAAAUCUUCUGCAGGCGCCGGGAAAAUUCCUGCGACGUCGUCCGGUAAACCAACAGAGCCUUCGCACUACCCGAGGAAAUAUAACCUUCAUUGAUAUAUUGCUGUUUGAAAUUGUUUGUGGUCUGAUUUCAAUAGACAACUAUUGAUAUAUUGCUCCUCCAUUGAUAUAUUGCUGUUUGAAAUUGUUCGUGGUCUGAUUUCAAUAGACAACUAUUUAGGAGACUUCCAACGUGCACCUAUAAAAUCAUAGGAUAAAGAUUUUAUUUGGUAUGAUCAGAGAGAACUAGUCAAGGCAGCAAUUUAAUACUUCAUCAAAUAUUUAAAACGAUGAAGUUUGCGUUAGAGGAUGGUUGUGUAAAUAAUGCGCACGAUUCGAAGUUCCUUAAGUUAAAUAGGCCUUAUUCAAAAAGAAAAUAUUUAAAUGGAUGAAAAAAAUGGUCGAAUGAACG
Molecule: messenger RNA, 2341 nt
Organism: Hyalella azteca
Lineage: Eukaryota; Metazoa; Arthropoda; Malacostraca; Amphipoda; Hyalellidae
Exons: 3
Coding region: 60-1940 (626 amino acids)
Source: RefSeq, a predicted model, not a curated record